GGCGCCGGGGCGGGGUCGCGCAUGCGCAGUGCAGCUUCCCGCCUCCUCGUCCUCCUCCUCCUCCCGGGCAGGCGGCGGCGGCGGCAGCUGCGGGGCCGCGCGGAGCCGUCUCCUCCUGCUUGCCAGGGCCGCCCAGGCCGGACUCCUAGGCCGGAUAUGGCUCGUGGACAGCAGAAGAUUCAGUCGCAGCAGAAAAAUGCCAAAAAGCAAGCUGAGCAAAAAAAGAAACAAGGACAUGAUCAGAAGGCCGCAGCCAAGGCUGCGUUGAUAUAUACCUGCACUGUCUGUAGGACACAAAUGCCGGAUCCCAAGACCUUCAAACAGCACUUUGAAAGCAAGCAUCCUAAGACUCCACUUCCUCCAGAAUUGGCUGAUGUUCAGGCGUAAAGUUGUCUACAGGUGAAAUCAUGGCACCUAUUGACUCUUCUACUGUCAGACCUUACAUAACAAACCUGCAGCUGCUUUUCUAAAACUGUUGAUCAGCAAAAAUGAAGGGGCUACAGAAACAUUCAUAUUUUUAUGCUGUUCCCUCUUGGGCUUCAUGCAAAGACAAUUCUGUGUAAAUGUACAGUGUGCCCUAUUUGAAAAUCCUGAAAAAUCAGUCCAUACUUGUUAUAAAAAAUUUUUUACAAUUGUAAUUAUAUUGAUGUUCAUAUUGUGUAAAAUAACUCAUUUAAUAAAGUAGUACUUUGAUUUUACAAUA
Molecule: messenger RNA, 703 nt
Organism: Phalacrocorax carbo (great cormorant)
Lineage: Eukaryota; Metazoa; Chordata; Aves; Suliformes; Phalacrocoracidae
Source: RefSeq, a predicted model, not a curated record